Molecule: messenger RNA, 2082 nt
Organism: Lontra canadensis (Northern American river otter)
Lineage: Eukaryota; Metazoa; Chordata; Mammalia; Carnivora; Mustelidae
Gene: CBFA2T3
Product: CBFA2/RUNX1 partner transcriptional co-repressor 3
Exons: 12
Coding region: 190-2082 (630 amino acids)
Biological process (GO): negative regulation of DNA-templated transcription; DNA-templated transcription
Cellular component (GO): nucleus
Molecular function (GO): transcription corepressor activity
Source: RefSeq, a predicted model, not a curated record
CAAGAAGACCCGGAGCUCUGUGGGGCAGAGGCCUCCGGCGGUGAGAGAGCCGGGCUGGCUGCGCCCCCUCGUCCUUCCCUCAAGGCCCCUUGAGGUCAGGAAGGGCACGCCCCACCUUCGUCGGCCCCUGGAAGGCGGCCCACCUCUCACUCAGCGCCAGGAUUGACUCCCAGACCCACGUCCAGACCCAUGUCCCAGGCAUCCCCGCAGCUGGACGGCGGGCUCCCAGUGUCCACCAGCUGCUGCGUGCCCCAGGGUCCCAGGAAGGGCGGCCCAGUGGACAGGAAGGACGAGACAGUAACGAUGCCUGACUCGCCGGCCGAGGUGAAGACGCAGCCUCGCUCCACACCGCCCAGCAUGCUGCCCCCACCGCCUGCCGCGUCCCAGGGGGCCACCCGGCUCCCCUCCUUCGCACCACACACAAAUCGAGAGGACGGGCCCAUGAUGUCCUUGCCCCAUGGCCGUUUUCAUGGCUGCUUAAAAUGGUCUAUGGUCUGUCUCUUGAUGAACGGCGGUCACUCGCCCACAGCCGUCAACGGGGCGCCGUCCACGCCCAGCGGCUUCAGCAAUGGCCCGGCCACCUCGUCCACGGCCUCGCUGUCUACGCAGCGCCUGCCCCCAGCCUGCGGGGCGCGGCAGCUCAGCAAGCUGAAGCGUUUCCUCACCACCCUGCAGCAGUUUGGCACCGACAUCUCCCCAGAGAUCGGGGAGCGCGUGCGCACGCUGGUGCUGGGGCUCGUGAACUCCACGCUCACCAUCGAGGAGUUCCAUUCCAAGCUUCAGGAGGCCACCAACUUCCCUCUGCGUCCCUUCGUCAUCCCCUUCCUGAAGGCAAACCUGCCCUUGCUGCAGAGGGAACUCGUGCACUGUGCCCGCCUCGCCAAGCAGACCCCCGCCCAGUACCUGGCCCAGCACGAGCAGCUCCUGCUGGACGCCAAUGCCUCCUCCCCCGUCGACUCCUCAGAGCUCCUGCUGGAUGCCAACGAGCAUGGCAAGAGGAGGACCCCUGACAGGACCAAAGACAAUGGGUCAGACCGUGACCCGCUGCACCCCGACCACCUCAGCAAACGGCCGUGCACCCUGAGCCCCGCCCAGCGCUACAGCCCUAGCAACGGGCUGCCCCACCCCACGCCGCCCCCACACUACCGCCUGGAGGACAUGGCCAUGGCCCACCACUUCCGCGACUCCUACCGCCACCCUGACCCCCGGGAGCUGCGGGAGCGCCAUCGGCAGCUCGCGGCGCAGGGGUCCCGGCAGGAGGAGGUGAUCGACCACAGGCUCACGGAGCGGGAGUGGGCGGAGGAGUGGAAGCAUGUCAACAACCUUCUGAACUGCAUCAUGGACAUGGCCGAGAAGACACGGCGCUCGCUCACGGUGCUGCGCCAGUGCCAAGAAGCCGACCGGGAGGAGCUCAGCCACUGGGUCCGCCGCUGCAGUGACAGCGAGGAUGCCAAGAAGGGCCCCGCCCCUGCCCCCGCCCGGGCCCUCAACAGCUCCCCGGGUGCACAGGGGUCUCCGCUAGACGCCCACCGGGAGUUCAUGCCUCGGAGCCUCUCUGGCUACAUGCCCGAGGAGAUAUGGAGGAAGGCUGAGGAGGCAGUGAAUGAAGUAAAGCGGCAGGCCGUGUCCGAGCUGCAGAAAGCCGUGUCGGACGCGGAGCGGAAGGCCCACGAGCUCAUCAGCACGGAGCGCGCCAAGAUGGAGCGCGCCUUGGCCGAAGCCCGGCGGCAGGCUUCGGAGGACGCCCUGACCGUCGUCAACCAGCAGGAGGACUCCAGCGAGAGCUGCUGGAACUGCGGGCGCAAGGCUAGUGAGACGUGCAGUGGCUGCAACGCGGCGCGCUACUGUGGCGCCUUCUGCCAGCACCGGGACUGGGAGAAGCACCACCACGUGUGUGGCCAGAGCCUGCAGGGCCCCUCGGCCGCCGUGGCCGACCCGGGGCCCGCACCACCCGAUGCCACAGCCAGCCUGGGCCCCUGCCUGCCCACAGGCGCCACCAGCCCCAGCGAGGCCAGCUCUGCGGGGCCCUCCCGCCCCGGCUCGCCUGGCCCGCCUGGGCCCCUGGACGCAGCACCCCGCUGA